This is a messenger RNA of Pedinophyceae sp. YPF-701, 621 nucleotides long. The record is from the annotation of a GenBank genome assembly. NCBI's taxonomy places the organism in Eukaryota, Viridiplantae, Chlorophyta, Pedinophyceae.
AUGUCGUCGACGGCGCCGAUCCAGAUGGCCGACAUGUCGCGCGACGCCCCGCCACAAGGGCUGCGGCGCCGCAAGCCCGGCCAGGAGACCGGCCCGUACGCCGACCUCCCCCCCGAGGAGCGCGAGGCCCUGAUGCGGCUCCACGCGCGCGCCACGCGCCGCACGCUGUUCGACCACCUGCAGCAGUGGGCGUGGAUCCUCGGCGCCGCCUUCGUACUGUACUUCGGCGACGGGCGCCGCCCGCUGCCCGCCGUGCUCGCGAACGACCCGCGCAUCCGCCAGGGCUGGCUGUCCAUCUUCUGUUUCGGCGUCGGCGCCAACUUCCUCCUCUUCCUCUACACCGCGUACUGGCUGCGGUGGACGGGCAAGUGCCUGCCGGGGCAGGACUACGAGGACGUGGCGCCGUGGGCGAUCCCGACGGCCGUCGUCAUGGGGCUGGUGUCGUUCGUGGCCGCGCACGUCGCGGCGUGGCCCGUGUGGGGCUUCUUGUGCAUCCCGAUGUGCAUCAUUCUCUACAUGGGCUUCUUCAUGGCCACGCUGCUCAUACCGGGGGGAGCCGAGGACCCCGCCGCGCCGGGACGGCCGCCGCCGAGGGGCGGCGCGGCGGGGAAGCAGGAGUAG